Atta colombica is the source of this 1174-nucleotide messenger RNA. RefSeq lists its product as uncharacterized. Lineage: Eukaryota; Metazoa; Arthropoda; Insecta; Hymenoptera; Formicidae. The transcript has 3 exons. The record is from RefSeq and is a predicted model, not a curated record. Bases 192 to 665 code for a protein of 157 amino acids. Gene Ontology annotation, biological process: regulation of synaptic transmission, cholinergic; sleep; positive regulation of voltage-gated potassium channel activity.
AGGGUGUUGGUUCCUCAGUAUUGCGCUGGACACGUUUAGCAUCAGUAGUAUUUAUCAGUAGUAUUUAUGUCCAGAUUGUUCGCCAACGCAAGUCGCUUUCCGGAACGUUUUAAUUGAGAAAGAAUUUUGUUCACGAAACUUUCUACGUAGCAGAGUCGAAAAUUUACAGUUUUGGAUCGACAUAUAAAAAAAUGAUUUCCACUGAGCGCUCAGCAAUAAUCAUCUUUGGGUUAUCUCUUUGCAUAGUUUCAGGUUCCGCUUUACGAUGUUGGGUGUGUUCAUCCAAUGUAAAUGUCAUGUGUAACGACCCGAUGAAUACUACAGAUCAUCAAGCUGCAUUUCAUAUAAAAACUUGUGAUCCAGGUCCUUAUGGCUCUUCAAAACCUAUUUGUCGCAAAAUCGUCAAACGAGAAUACGGCGAACGGAUUGUCAUACGCCAAUGUUCUACUCCAUAUCAUGACGAAAUUGACAUCAUCGAUGGCCAAUGCGGCAAUUCCAUGAUACAACCAGGACGUGAUGUAAUCGAAUCUUGCCACAUCUGCAGCAGCGAUUUAUGCAAUUCCGCAACGACCAUCUCCGCGAUGAAAUUGCUUUACAUCAUUGUAAUAAUAUUUCUUGCCUGUACUUUCCACCAGUCGAAAUAUUUUCUUUAUAAUAAUCUAUAGUUAAAAAAAAAGAUAAGAAAAAAAUAAAAAGAACAAUCCGAACAAUAUCUAUGAAUACUUAAUGUCAGCUCGUCUCCGGAGCCAAAACGCAAAGCCAUCAACGAAAAAAAAUUUAAUAUAAAUAAGAUUCAGGGACUGUAAAGUGUUGAUAAAUGUCUCGGAUGCAUGUCAACACUAUACAGUCCCUAAAAUCUUAUCUACAUUGAAUUUUUUGUGACAAUGGUUUUGCGUUUUGGCUCUGAAGCUCAAAUUGAACAGGCUUGCUUAAUGUUAUAAAUCUACGACUAACAAACUUUCACUGCGUGAAACAAAUGUAUUAUUUCCCAACUUGAUGGUGAUUCAAAAAAUGUAUAAAAAGUGCGGUUAAAAGAAGUCUCGGAUAAUUUUCUCCCAUUUCAAGAACAAUCCACUAUUAUCGCGAAACGAAAAUUACAAACUAGAAAGCGCACAAACUUUAUAUUAAUUCAAUUGAAUUGUUGAAGUACAAAAUAAAAGACUUAACAUAAUUA